CCCCAGUCACCCCACUGCCCAGUCCACGGGUACUGCUGCUCUUAAUCCAAUCAAGCAGAGACUAGGACUGGCCCUCUCCCUCAACUCUCUGUCUACUCUGACUCCUCCAACAAGAGUCUGCUGCACUCACAGGUAGGAGGACACUUCUCCGGACACUUCUCUAUCCACUCCGGCUCUGGUCCGCUGUUCUGGUAACUGACUACUGGUCUACUCUCUUUUCUUUUUAGUCUUCCUUUGGCUAUUCUAGACAUCCACUUGUUGACUUCUAUCUGUUCCACUGCUCUCCAUCUCACUUGUUAACUUGCAGCCACACACACAGCUGAGGCUGAGCUGCACAGCUGCAGAUGCUUAUUCAGGCGAGAGUUUGUUCUCUUUGGCAGCAAAUUAGCUUUUGGAUUUGUGAAAUUUAGUGAUGCUUUUGAGCUGACCAUCUCAUCCUUUUAUUUUGGAAUUAGGUGAAGUUUGUUGAUGUUUGUUUGAGUAAUUUAGCUUCAGAUUAGUUUCAAAUACUUUGAUAAAUAUAACUAUCAGUAACUACCCACUGGGCACACACUGGUUGAAUCAACGUUGUUUCCAUGUCAUUUCAAUGAAAUGACGUGGAACCAACGUGGACUAUAUGUUGAAUUGACGUCUGUGCCCAGUGGGUAUGAUUUAGAAUGACUAUUUGACAGUUAGUUCAAAGGGCCUUGCCAGUAGUCUACCCUGCAGAGUCUGAAAGUUUAAUGUCCUAUUUACAGUUUCAAAUGAAUAAUUCAAUAGCAGUGCAUAGAUAGAAUACAAGCAGAUUUCUUUCCACAUCAGGCCACAACCUCUCAACCCUCUUUGGCAAAUUCUUAGAUUGUACUCCAAAUAGGCCUCGAAUGUGUGUUCUUGUGCACAUUUUUUGAUUUGCUGCGAAAGAAGUGAUGCGAGAUGGACUGAAAGCUGAAGGGUAGUCUUUGAAAACAAAGAGCGGCUGAAUGCAGGAAUCAAUGCAGUGUGGCUGGAUGAAAUGAGAUGGAGGUUUGGGUGGGCUGGGCAGUUGCCUGAAGGGCCUCUUUUUUGGAGUGGGGUUGCCCCUCCUGUUAUGGCUAAAACCUAUCUCCAAGGUAGGGGUCCUGGAGUCUCUCAUCAUCGUCUUUUAUUAGCCAUGGUGUCAUGGUAGUGUCAUAGCAAUUUGUGUGGCCUGUAAGACUAUGGCCCUGCAAUGAGAUUAUGGCAGACAGGAGCUAAGGAAACAGAUGGUGGUGCUGGGACCAAGGUCUGGUCUGUAAUAGUAUAAUGAUGUUAAUAGAGAUCCAUUGUAGACCUUGAAUUAGACAGGAGAUUGAGGGGAAAUGAGACCUUGUUGGUCUUAAUGUAUGAAUCCAGGUACUGUACUAAAAGGGUCUGAACUACUGCUAAUGCAUGCCAGAGGUUUCCAGCAUGACUCUGAUUUGCAAUGGAUGAAUUGAGGUCUUUGUUGUGGUAGGGGAAUAGGACAAGAAGCAAACUGAAAUGAGAUUUUUUGUUGUUAUAGGCUACUGCAUGUGACAGUGUGUCAGAACUAUACUCAUGGCUUAUUCUGAAAAUUGGAAGUAUCUACACAUCAUGACACAUCUGAUACCCAACACUAUUCUGUGAGGGGGGGGGGGGUAUGCCAAUGUGCUGGUGGAUAAAGUCUGCAAUGCAGGUUUGAUUGAAUUAGCCUAUUUCUUGAGACUUCAAAGGUCUUGGGUUGUCCUCGACGGAUCAAAUUAACCUGCAAAUCAAGCAUAAAUACCACUGCGGAACCUAGUAUUUGUGAAGUGCAUGUCUCUGUCUAGGGAUCACUUCGAUCUUGAUCACAAAAUCACUCAAUUCCAUUUGUGGAGGGGAACGAGUUACGUUGAGUGUUGUGGUGUGUGUGGAGGAGAAUGAGGAGGUGUGUAGCUCUGUUCCAAACUCAUCUCAUUGAAUCAUGGACAUCAAAGCCAGAACACCAACUCCCUGCCCCUGCCAACAACUGCUCCAAAUACUUCAUCUUGUCAUCCUGAGAAUGUGGAUCAUCCGGGUCCAUUCCAAAACGGAGAGAGGAGGAAGACAGGGGAGUCAAAGAGGGAGAGAGGCCUAGAAAUAUCCACUGCUGUCGUAAACCUCGGCCAGAAACAACCUGUGGAAUGAAUGCUCCCUAUUGUAAGAAAGAGAUACGCAAUGAAAGGCAUCACUACAUACCUCAUUGUCAAUUACUUCAAACUCCGCUCCUCUGCAGUGUUGUAUUGUGUACUAAUGUGUGGCUAGCACAGGAGGCUGCUGAGGGGAGGAUGGCUCAUAAUAAUGACAGGAACGGAGCCAAUGGAAUGGCAUCAAACUGUUUCUGUGUUGUCUAUCCCAUAGAAAUAUAAUGACUAGAAUAUGCAAAGUCCCUCGGACCACAGCAAUUUGACUGCACCCUCACGGGUAAUUCUAACUUUAUGAUCUAUGCAAGGUGUCUGGCUGUCUGUCCAGGACGGAGGGGACACACAGUGGAACUCACUGUGGACUUCCUGUCCCACAAAGUAUAAUGGGAGGGAUAACCAGGGGUUAUUCAGGGUUUAAUGGGGAGACAGAGGACAGCUGCAGGACCCAGAGCAGACUUUGGCACAGCAUGCCACCCCUUCUCUCUCCUCCAUCUUUAAAGGCUUGUGUCAUCUUUCCACUGUAUCCCAGAGCUACACAUUGUGUUUUAGUAGCAUAGGCAUGAAUUGUUAUGUAUUGUUUUUACAGUACACCAACUAUGAUUUAUGGACCAAAUGCAUGAUAUAAGAAUCAACUGUAUGAGUACACCUACCAUUAUAGCAAGUAUUCAUUGAUACAAUUAGCAUUUAAGGCAACCCAAUGGGCACAGAUGUUAAUUCAACGUCUAUUCCAUGUCGGUUCAACGUCAUUUCAUUGAAAUGACGUGGAAACAACAUUGAUUCAAUCAGUGUGUGCCCAGUGGGAACUAUUAUAUUUUUUGGCUAAUUACAGCAUUCCACCACUUCAAAUGUGAAGCUUUUACGCUAAAUAGCUUAUCUAACAGCUGUGUUCUCAGCUGAUGCGAUAGCUCACCAAAGCAGCUGAUUGCUUAACCAAUUUACUCUCGCAGACUUCAUUCUCAAAUCAAUUAAAAGUUCUCAUUGUGACUUUCAUUUUGGUCCGUUGAUUGAACCACAGAGAUACUUUUGUUUCAGAUACAUAUUAGUACAUUAGUACAUAAGCCUUGUAUGUCGUAGUCUAGUGCAUUAUGUCAUUACAUUACAUUGGCCUUGUGAUCUCAUGGUUAUUGAGGCCAAUACACUAUUAAAACGAAUUACAUGUUGAUCUGAUUAGGUAACAGUGAAACCAAUCUUUCACUCAGGGGAAAAACUUCAACGUAAGUAACAUUUUCACUCAGUCUCCCAUUGACAUCAAUGCAUGGAAGUUAGGAUUCGCCACUCAGUGAUGUUACUUUACUUGAAGAAACUCUAAAUGUUUAUCUCCUCUUUUACAGGCAAGAGAGCAAAGGGAGAGAUUUGAUCCAAAAUGGCAGAGCGCUACGACUGCCAUGACUGCAAGGAGUCCCUGUUUGGGAGGAAGUAUGUGCUCAGGGAAGAUAACCCCUACUGUGUGAAGUGCUAUGAGAGCCUGUACUCUAACACCUGUGAAGAGUGCAAGAAGUCCAUUGGCUGCAGCAGUAGGGUAAGUGGUCCUGAAUGUGGUGGUGUAGAGUUUACCAGUGCUAUUCCUCGAUAGGUUGUAUUCCUUCCUAUUAGUAUUAACUUUAUUUCUAUGACCCAGGUGUUGAACAGAACUUGGAAUUAGAACAGGAGUCGAUGGAAUUAAAACACAAAUAUCCCAGACCCAGACACAAUCAUUGACCUAAAAGGACACAUGACAUACUACUACGCACUGACUCUCACUCACGCACACACACACCCACACAGAUACACACACACAAACACACACACACACACACACACGCAAAUAUACAUUCAUGCUACACACACAUCACAACUGCUGCUACCAGACUCUCAUUAUGAUUGCUAAAUACUGCACAAUUUAAACACUUGUCCCCCUUCCACAAAACACGUGUAAAUAUUGGACUAUAAAUUGUACCUUCCUGUAUUAUACUUAUGCCAAAAUGUUUAUUCUAUUCUACUGAGUCAUUUACUAAGUUCGUAUUCUUAUCUUUUAUUAUUUCUCAUCGUUGUUGCAUGAAGGAACCUGCAAGUAAGCAUUUCAUUGGACAGUCUAUCCCACGUGUAUCCUGUACAUACGACUAAUAAAACGUGAAACUUGAAACUUGUGGCUUCCUAGUUCGCAUUCUGACAGGGCCUUGUGUUUUUUCAGCAAUUAGUGUCACAUUACAUGGUCAUUAGUGUCACAGAUUAGAUGUCACCCCCCAGUGGAUUGGCCUUGAGGGGGGCUCAUCUGUGCCGAGUGUCCCUGUCCCCUGUAGCAACUAGUCAGUCAUCUGUCCUAGGCCUCUUUCAGUUUAUCUAACCCAUAGCUGUGACUGCCACCCCUGCUCCCAUCUCAGUCAUUAUUCAGUCAUUCAUCUAAAUGGGUAGCUAACUAAGCACAUGUUGUCACACAUCCAUUGUCACCACGCAUCCAGCAGAUAGGAGUUGAGUUGAGGUCACUGCCAUGGCAGAACACUAGAACACAGUGAGUGGUAAUCUUAACAGACUGGUGGGCCUUAGAUUCAGUCAAAACGCUGAUGUCCAUUAUCCCAGAAAAGGAGGCAACGAGAUGAAUGGAGAUAUACCUGACCCUGACUCUCUGUCCAAUCCUCCUUCUUUAGGACCUGUCCUACAAGGACCGCCACUGGCAUGAUGACUGCUUCCACUGCUUCAAGUGUAGCCGCUCCCUGGUUGACAAGCCCUUCUCCACCAAGGACGACCAGCUUCUCUGCACCGAGUGCUACGCCAAUGAGUACUCCUCCAAGUGCCACGAAUGCAAGAAGACCAUCAUGCCAGGUAAGGACAUGUCUGGCCUGACAGAAGGGAGGAAGUCAGUGAAUGGGGCUUUCAGUUGGAUUUGGCCAGUACAAAAUCUAUUGGUACUGGUAAGGAAACUACUGAAGGGGAAAGAGUUGACAGAUUUGACAGACAUCUGACAGAGUUGAGGUUUGAGUGGGAUUUGGUUACUAGCAAAUCUAUUUGGUGCAAUCAUGGAUGCCAGGUUUCCACCUCCUAUGACCUGUGUUAGGAGUUUAUGUAAUGAAUAAUGUUGUUGGAGCAGUCAAGCGGGACAAUGGAUGGUCUGUCAUAGUUUGGUGGAGCCAGCUCACGUACCACUACUGGUAACCUGAUUGGGGGGCUGGUGAGCGGAGGAGGAUGAGAGGAUAGCGCGAGAGAGAAGAGAGGGAGCGCGCCGAGCCGAGCGAGCCGGGAGAGAGAGAGAGAGAGAGAGAAGGGGAGCGCGAAGGUCGUGGGGGAGCGAGGAGAGAGAGAGAGAGGGAGGCGAGGGGCGAGAGAAGCGAGAGAGGGAGCGGGCGAGAGGGAGAGGGCGAGAGAGAGGGAGAGAGGAGAGGAGAGAGGAGCGCGAGAGAGAGAAGAGAGAGCGAGCGAGAAGCCGCAGAGAGAGAGAGGAGCGCGAGGAGCUAGAGCGCGAGAGCAGAGAGCUCAGCUUUCUCUUCUCUACUAUCACGCCGAGAUCUUGUUCUCCUCUCCCUACGCUCAGCCCCCGUAUCUUCUCUCUCUCUCGCUCUCUAUCUCUCUCUCGCUAUCUCUCUCUCUCUCUCUCUGCUCUCUCUCUCUCUCUCUCUCUGCUCUUCACCCUCCCCUCUUCCUCCCCUUUGUCUCUCUCCUUCUUCUUCUCCUCUCUGGUUUCCAGGCUCCAGGAAGAUGGAGCAUAAGGGCAACAGCUGGCAUGAGACCUGCUUCGCUUGCCAGCGCUGCCAGCAUCCAAUCGGCACCAAGAACUUCAUCCAUAAGGACAACAGUAACUACUGCGUGCCCUGUUACGAGAAGCAGUUUGCCAUGCAGUGUAUCCAAUGCAAGAAGGUAAUAUAACCCACUGGAGUGGGCUUAAAUGGAGUGUACUGGAUCAGAAUGUAUGCUUUUGGAGAAUCCUGUGUUAAAAUGGAUUGCUCCUCUCCAGAGUCGCAUUUCUUACCAUUCUUUGUCAGCAUUUAAAACAGGUUCCUUGUGCAUACAAAACAAAGCUUGUGAUGAAUAAAAGUUCAACUCAAUUCAGUUGAGCCCGCAUUAUGCAGUACUUCUUUUUCCCAUGGUCAAAUACCUUUACAGGUAUAGAUGUUAAUUAUAGAUUGGUGAUUGAGCUUCUCACUUCCUGUGUCUGUCUCCUGUAGCCAAUCACCACUGGCGGGGUGACCUAUCGCGAUCAGCCGUGGCAUAAGGACUGCUUCCUGUGCACUGGUUGUAAGCAGCAGCUGUCUGGCCAGCGGUUCACCUCUCGGGACGACUUUGCCUACUGCCUGAACUGCUUCUGCAAUCUGUAUGCCAAGAAGUGUGCCUCCUGCACCACCCCAAUCAGUGGUACGUAUGAUCACUCACAUUGGCUCAUCCUCACACAUACCUGUAGACUCUGGAGUCAAUCGUAACUUCCACUUAUGUCAAAUAUCCACUUAGUCAUGCAUCGAUGUCAAUGGAAGACUAAGUGAAAAUUCAACAUAAGUGGAAGUUAGGAUUCACCCCUCUAUGAUUAGUUAAUUAUACACUGAGUGUACAAAACAUUAGGAACACCUGCUCUUUCCAUGACAUAGACUGACCAGGUGAAUCCAGGUGAAAGCUAUGAUACCUUAUUGAUGUCACGUGUCAAAUCCACUUCAAUCAGUGUAGAUGAAGGGGAGGAGACAGGUUAAAUAAGGAUGUGUAAUCCUUGAGACAAUUGAGACAUGGAUUGUGUAUGUGUGCCAUUCAGAGGGUGAAUGGGCAAGACAAAAUAUUUAAGUGCCUUUGAAUGGGGUAUGGUAGUAGGUGCCAGGCGCACUGGUUUGAGUGUGUCAUGAACUGCAACGCUGCUGGGGUUUUCACGCUUAACAGUUUCCCAUGUGUAUCAAGAUUGGUCCACCGGCCAACUUGACACAACUGUGAGAAGCAUUGGAGUCAACAUGGUCCAGCAUCCCUGUAGAGCGCUUUCGACACCUUGUAGAGUCCAUGCCCAGAUGAAUUGAGGCUGUUCUGAGGGCAAAAGGGGAUAAAACUCAAUAUUAGAAAGGUGUACACUUAGUGUAUAUUCGUACAGAAUCAAUAGGGCCAGGACUUUUUCCAUACCAUGUGACAAAAAAAACCUGACUCUGGUUCCUCAUCCCUACACUCCAUACUCUCCACUUCUAUUCACUCCUAUUCAAAACAUUAUUUAGUAACGACCCCAAACUCAAGGUCCCUUACUUACAGUGAGGUUACAUAUUAACUAGUCAGUUGAUCUAUCUAUCUGGUGUUAUAGAGCCAUGGCACUCAGCUCAUGGGUUUUGAAUUUCUUCCAGAAAAUGUACUUACUCAAUAUCUAUUCGAAUAUUAUUACAUUAGUGAUCCGGAGUAAUUUUUAAGGAAGUGCGCCAGACAGUGUUCCCAUGCUCACAUCUUUCUCCAUCCCUCCCUCUCUGUGCCUGUCUCGUCUUGCUUGUGCAGGUCUGGGGGGCAGCAAGUACAUCUCGUUUGAAGAGCGCCAGUGGCACAAUGGCUGCUUCAACUGCAAGAAGUGCUCCAUCUCCCUGGUGGGAAGGGGCUUCCUGACCGCCCAAGAUGAGAUCAUGUGUCCCGAGUGUGGCAAAGACAUCUAAGAGCUAUAUGCGAGGAUGGAGCGUCAAAGCCAAAGAAAGCAAAGAUGCAAGCUAAUAUAGGCCUAGUCCUACUAACAUGUCAUUUAUUCUAAUAAUAUAAUUUUCAGACUAACCCUAAAGGCUUUCUGCAUGCACUGGCCUCAGAUUGAUACAGUAUGUUGUCUGAUGAAUUGAGCACAAAUUGCAUUAGAUUCUUAGAAAGAGAUAUCAUUUCGAUGUAUUUUAAACAAAAUAGCAACUUUGUCCGUGGUUUGUUACCAUUAGAACGUUUAACUAAUGUAUUAGGUUGUAUAUGUUAGGAUAAUCAUCCGUGACAAAUAACUAUGACAUAAUGCAAUUAACAGGAGUUAUACUUUUCAUUAUAGCAGUAAAAUCUAAUGAGAACAUGACAUGACAUGUACCUGCACUCUAAAUGUGAAAUAAAGUAUUUAAAAGGCAAUUCACUGAUAGAAUAAUCUUUCUGACAUUUGUGUUUGUUCCAAAUCUGUAAAGACACAAUUAAUCCCAUGGGCCCUGGUCAAAAGUAGUGCACUAUAUAUAUAUUUAUAUAUAUAUUAUAUAUAUAUAUAUAUAUAUGCAGGGGAAUAGGGUAGCUUAGUGGGUAAGACUAGGUGAAAAAUCUGCUAAAUGACACACAAAAAAAGUAGAUCUACAACCCCCAUGGUUGUGAAUGGCUUACCUCUGGCUCCAUCUAGUGGUACAAGCACCCCUUGGGGGAAAAUGGUCUCUUGACCACUUAAAACCACAUAAAGGAGGUCUGGGAUGUGAACAUUAGUGCCUGGAUCUGUCUGGGUCUUGGCUGCAGGUUAGCGGUUUUCUUCAUGAAUCUUGUUCUAGAGGUAGCUCUGCAGAGAGGUCACUAGCUGGCACAGCCACAAAGUCAUUCAACCCUAAUGCCUAACCCUAAGGAUGAGCUGUCCAUGGUGCUGAAAAGGUUGAGGGCGAUGCUGCAGCCGUGUCUUGUUCGGGGUUGCUGUCCAUGGCGCUGGUUUUGAGUGAAGAAAAUGUCAAUUUUCUGUAAUAAAUGAAAAUCCAAAUAAUUUACAUUAUUAAAAAUCCAAAAGGCACGAAGGUCUCCAAGUUGAAGUCAAUCUAUUUAUACUUUUUGGUUUAUUGUAACUGUAAUAUACAUUUUAUGUAAAUGUAUAAUGUAUAUCAGUAGGAUAUUUCUGUUUUGGGUGUUUUUUUUAAUAAAUAAUAAAUAAAACCACAUGACCGGAUGUACAUGGAAUGUGCAGUAGGAAAUGCUAACCGCAUUAGCUAACCAUCCAUUAUUUUAUCGAGGUCUCCACUCCCACCGGCACACGAAUUGUGUAAGAUAGCUUUUCUAAACCUACAAUUUCUCUCUGAACAUUACAUCACUCUAUGUGCUAUUGCCAACAUGAUAUGAUAACCUGUUAGCUAGUUGUUCAUAGGUUAACAUUUAGUCGUGCACGUUUGAUGGCUUUUGUGUAAAGCUAGCUGGCUAGCUAGCUAACGGAUGCUAUCCCACUAACUAGCAUUGAACAAAGGUUGUGUGUGCCUCUCCCCUCUGUGUCUGAAACGGGGAUACCCGAUUGUCGUGUGGUUUACAUAUAGCAAGAACUGUUAGCAUAGUUUAUCUUGCAUAUUUAACUGACGUUGCAACUGUCUUGUCUUUUUAUUAUACCCCAUCAGCUAAUUCUGGAAAUCAUCAUCAUCCAAAAUGAGUGCUGCUCCCAACCACAGACGGACCAAGCCUGGUGGUAAGCUAGCUUGCUAACGUAUUCUAGCCUCUAGCUGUAGUCAGUUAACUGGGCAGCUGUGUCAGCUACUACAGUAUCCUUGCACGUAAGCCUCCUGUGCCAUAAAGGCCCAGACCUCUUAGCAGAGUAUCCCUAAACACUCCCUAAAAAGACCUGAGAGAGUGGAUUUAUCCCUCUGCUUCCACCAAAUGUAGCGAUUGAGGAAGUGCUGAGGUGGUGCUUGAACCAGUUACCUUCUGGUUGCAGGGGCAAGUGCACUAGAUACCCCCCUUGCCACAAAUAUCGAGACCUUAGCAGAGGCUAUUAUAUGCUUACAUACAGGGAUGCUACACUGUAUCACUCAAUAUAGCUUUUACAUCUAGGCCAUCAAUUCUCUAGCCAGCCAGGGCAGAUACAGCAUCUGCCUGUAAAUGCAGGCCUGAGUGCUGGUGACAACACCCAUUAAAAACCUAAUCAUUUUAUUACAGGCGUGAAGACAGGCUAUCCAGGCCAAGCUCCCUCCAACGGUGUUACGGGACCCACUUCCCAGAUCCCCGGGCUGUGCCAGGAAGCCACUGAGGGUGCUCCAGAGGCCAGGACCAGCGGAAGGCGUGUGGGAAUAUUCGACUCCGACUCCGACUAUGUCAAACUUGCCAAAGGAGGGGGACAGAAGGGUAACAAUGUUUUGUGUCAUAGUUUUGUGCUGCUUUACAGUACAUAUGUGCUUUACACUUCAGUACAUGCUCAUUACUAUGGACUCUUUGGACACAGACUAGUGUGUUUGUAAUGAUAUUAGCUAGUUCAAAUUAUAGUGAAUUGCUCUAUAUAUCAUGUUCAAUUCAUUUGGUAUUUGGUAUUUUAUUAGGAUCCCCAUUAUCUGUUGCGAAAGCCACAACUACUCUUCCUGGGGUCCACACAGAACAUGAAACAUGACAUAAUUCACAACAUUAAUAGACAAGAACAGCUCAAGGACAGAACUACAUACAUAGCCUACAUAUCAAUACAUACACACAAAAUAUCUAGGUCAAAUAGGGGAGAGACGUUGAAUUCCCAUGUUGAAUUCCCAGAGGAAAGCUAAAGACUGAUUUUCAAAAGAGAUGAAUUCAUGUUUAGUUAUGUUCCUACUUUUAAAUAACUUGUGUUAUGUGUCCUCCAUAGGUUUACUGUGGCAUGAGGACAACAAGGAGGAAGCUAGGCCCAAUGCAUCCUACAAUGCACCUGAUUGGUUCUCUGCUGGAUCUCAGCGGUAAGGACCCCCACCCCCUGUUGGUUCGUUGGCUCUGUUUGAUGAAAAUAUUAUUGUAAUGUCUCAUUUUCUACAGUGUGAUCAUGGAACAAUAUGUCAGGCCUAACAAAACGUUCGGCAUCAUGUCAUGUCUGUAUGUGUCUUGAAAACAGGUGAACAGGUAAUGUUUAGAAUGGGAAGUUACAUCUUGACUCUUGGUGGUGGUGGUGCAUCUUUAGUUGUCCAAGCCAGGGUUCUCAAAUGGAUGCCUGUUGGCCAAAGCACUGGCCAAUGAAGGAGUAUUACAAUGGUUUUGUGCUUUACAGCGGAAGUAAAGCAACAUCCCCUGAUGAUUGUCAAGGAUACGGCAAAAGGCAACCUCUAGCUGCUCCCUUCGGUACUGAUGAUAUUUCAGCCUGGGAAAGGGAGAGCGAUAGCUAUAAAGAGAAGGUGAAUUCAAUGGCCCCAACAAACCCCCUAAUCACUGACACAGUUGUUAUCAUUUACCAUCAUCCCCUCCCUUUAUCAGUUCAUCUCUUGCGUUGACUCCAUCAUUCCGUUCAGACAGGGAUUGGGUGGGGACUUCUGUUGAACUUCUUUGUCUUGUUUUUCACCAGCGUACUGUAAUUACAUUUCAUUUGAUUGAUUGCCAACCAGUUUGGUGUGGUCAUCAUAUCUUCACUCUUUUAUUUACUUGGUCCUCCAUUUCAUUGUUAGAAGUGUCCCAUGCGCUUGUAUACUUCAUACAAUGAGUAUUCUUGUACUGGGCCUGACUGACUGGUUUGAACUGGUUAUAUUCUUGUUUGCAGAACCCCACGGUCACUGAUGCGUCCAGCCAAAUGGAGAAUAUGUCUCUAAACCAAGGUGGUUAUAUGGAGGUCAACAAAUACAAGAAGACGUGAGUGCCUGCCUAUAUAUUGGACAUCCAGUAUUCAUUCUGUAAUUCAAUUUCACUUAAUGCUUAAUAAUACCAACGUACUGCAAUAUGUGUGUAUCAGUGUGUAACAUAUUUGCAUAACCUUUAUAACCUGUGUAAUAUAUAAUUUGUAUAAUGUUGGAACUUCUAAAUUCAACCUAACCACUAACACAAUUGAAUUUCCAACCUCUCAGUCAAAGUGAUUUUUCUAUGGACAGGUCCCAUGAGAAGAAAACUGCUCCUGUGAGCAUGUCCAAGCUGCUGAGCUUUGGUUACAUAGAGGAUGAGAAGAGGUCCACCAAUGAUGAUGACUCCUCAAGUACGACAAAUUACUUUGCCUUAUAGUCUUUGACCAGUGGAAAAACAGUAGACUUUUCCUCAACAAGUAUUUUGGAGGAAUUAGCAGCAGCACUAUAGGUUUAUUCUGCUAAAUCAAACAAUCUUUAAUAAAACAAUUCAAGUGUUUAUUUCAUACCAUAUGGACAUUCUGAACUAAUGCCAAACAUGACUCAUAUGGGUUGGCUACGGGAUUUAAUACAUUUUGAAUGUAUACCAUUAUUACAUAUUACCAACCUGUUUGUGUUUGUGUUUGUGUGUGUCUUUCAGGUGUGACCUCUGAACAGACGAGCACCAUCGCACCUGAGGAAGAAGACCUGGAAUAGGGAGGAGAAGAGGUCCAUCUGUGGUAGAAAACAACAGUGGAUACACACACUCACACCUGCCAUUCACUCUACUGUCUGUUCCCCCUGUCUCUCUGUCUCUCUCUCUC
Coregonus sp. 'balchen' is the source of this 12300-nucleotide messenger RNA. The record is from the annotation of a GenBank genome assembly. Lineage: Eukaryota; Metazoa; Chordata; Actinopteri; Salmoniformes; Salmonidae.